Drosophila suzukii is the source of this 705-nucleotide messenger RNA. NCBI's taxonomy places the organism in Eukaryota, Metazoa, Arthropoda, Insecta, Diptera, Drosophilidae. The record is from RefSeq and is a predicted model, not a curated record.
AUUUUUGAUUCUAAAUUGCAGAGGACGGGGACCGUUAAAAACUACUAUGGAUGUUAUCAAUGCAGCUAAGAAAAUAUCAGAAGCUGGUACAAAGCUGGAUAAACUUACCAGAGAAAUUGCAGAACAAUGUCCAGAAAGCAGCACAAAAAAGGACUUGCUUGCCUAUUUACAACGUAUUGCCCUAUAUUGUCAUCAAAUCCAAAUAACGUCAAAAGUAAAGGCUGACGUUCAAAAUAUAAGUGGAGAACUUAUAGUAUCUGGGCUGGAUAGCGCAACAUCGUUGAUUCAAGCCGCCAAAAAUUUAAUGAAUGCGGUUGUAUUAACAGUAAAAUACUCAUAUGUGGCCUCGACGAAAUAUACAAGGCAAGGAACUGUGUCUUCUCCAAUUGUAGUAUGGAAAAUGAAAGCUCCAGAAAAAAAACCUUUGGUUAGACCUGAAAAACCGGAGGAAGUUAGAGCAAAAGUUCGCAAGGGGUCUCAAAAAAAGGUUCAAAACCCUAUACACGCAUUGUCUGAAUUCCAAAGUCCCGCUGAUGCUGUUUAAAAUUAAUUAUUUGCCCAUAUCCAUAAAUUAUUGAGAUUGUCUUUUCUCAAAAGCGAUUCGGACGCUGCUACUUAUCCAAUUUUAUCAAAAAACACAUUCUUAUAUUAACAUAUAUAAUUGACAUUAUAAUAAAAUAUUCAAAUAUACGAAAACAAUCUUUU